UGGCAUUUACCGGCUCAGAGCAGGCGGAGACGCAGAGGGGGAGACAAGGCAGGCGAGUUGGGGAGAGGCACCGCGAUCCGCAUCUGUCGCUUUUCUAAACACGAGGAUUGGACUUUUUAUUUUUAUUUUUUAUUUUUUUUGUUCCUCCACAUUUGAUCCCGUCUAAAAUCAAUGAAGGAGAGACGCUCGUGUCAGAAAUUAUCUCUGAAAUCCGGCAUGGAUCCCAGUCAGAGUGUGAAGUGUAAGAUAGUGGUGGUGGGAGACAGCCAGUGCGGGAAGACUGCCCUGCUUCACGUGUUCGCCAAGGACUGUUUCCCUGAGAGCUACGUCCCCACGGUCUUCGAAAAUUACACAGCCAGUUUCGAAAUCGACACGCAGAGGAUCGAGCUCAGUUUGUGGGACACCUCAGGUUCUCCGUACUACGACAAUGUAAGGCCCCUCUCCUACCCAGACUCUGAUGCCGUCCUCAUCUGUUUCGACAUCAGUCGCCCUGAAACGCUCGACAGCGUACUGAAAAAGUGGAAAGGGGAGAUCCAGGAGUUUUGUCCCAACACUAAGAUGCUGUUGGUUGGAUGCAAGUCAGACUUGCGCACCGACCUGAGCACGCUGGUGGAGCUUUCCAACCACAGACAGACACCAGUCUCUUAUGACCAGGGUUCCAGCAUGGCGAAGCAAAUCUCGGCGCCCUACAUCGAGUGCUCGGCUCAGCAGUCGGAGAACAGCGUCAGAGACAUUUUCCAUGUGGCCACGCUGGCUUGCAUCAAUAAAAACAACAAAAACGUCAAGCGCAGUAAGACCGCCCGCGGCACCAAGAGGAUUUCACACAUGCCCAGUAGGCCCGACCUGGCGGCUGUGGCCACGGACCUCCGGAAGGACAAAGCCAAAAGUUGCUCGGUCAUGUGACUGAUCAGACUGAGGAGGAUUAGACUGAGAAUGAGGACAGAGCACAGUGCAAGCAGGAAGCAAUGGGGCAGCGCUCUUUCCUGCAUGCUAAAGACCCCUUAUUUGUCCGGAAAGGGGUUUUAUAAGCUUCAAUUGAUGUACAUGUUACUGGAAUACUCUGCACCAACGAAAACUCAAUGCGUAGUAGCAUCCCAAUCUAUGUGGCCCCCCGCCCCACCAGACGAGGAAGCUAUCUGUCAGCGAGCUACCUGCUCGGGGAAGUGACCUGCUUCCUUUGGGAGGACAGAGCGGAUGCGGUCGAGGCUUUCCACACCAACAGGAAAUGAGCAGGGGGAGUGAUGUCAUUAGGAUGCUCAUUUGUAAAGGAAGUGUUUAAGAACAUGUGAUCUUUUGAAUGAGAGCCAAAGCCGGUGAUGGGGGGCGGGGGGUUUGCUGCCUGGGACAAAAAGAGGAGCUACUGUUGUUUGUGCUGGAUCAAAGACCUUUUGCUCGGAGGGCUUACACAACAACUCGUCACUGUAGUUGGGAACUGACUCUCACCCUUGCUCCUGUAACUGUUAGUCUGCGUGCAGAGGUGAUUAGAAGAAGAAUUUCUUAGUCCUGCACAAAGGAAACCUGACGCUGUUUGUCCCCUGUCUCUGAUAUGUUGUUGGUAUAAUGUGAAGUCAUUGGUGUGUAACUGCAUUGUUGUUUUAUUUUAGCUUCACCCUAAUGAGUUGCAACCAUGAUCCUAGGAGCUGAAUGAUCCCUCUGAUCACGCCUGAGCUAUUUGAGUUCAUAACUGCACAUUUGUAUCAGUUAGACAGCCAUUCUGUGCCCAUUCAUUUCACCUCAACAGCUCCACAUACAUAAUGCCCCUCAGAAGACAGAUUAUCAUAACUGUUCUCCACAUGACAGCUUUAUGGCGUCCCCUGUAUCAUACUGGAGAGCCAUGAGUAAAACUCUCACAGCUGUAUUCAGCCUCUAGAAUUUGGCCAACGAUUUCUCAAAUCCCGGUGAUGAAUAAAUGUAAUUUGGCCUCUCACCAAUCUGUGACACUGUUUUUGAGAUUAGAACAACAACAAGUUGCGUAACACAAAACCUCUUAAUGGACCCGUAAUGGGCCCAAAAGCUUUAAUUGACCAACACUUGACUAAAUUUGACUAAUUGUGCAAAAUGAGUAUGUCGAAACAGGCCGACAGCCAGCUUGAGCUAUAAAUCAUUUUUCUACUGCACUUUAGGGAGGGAGUGGAAAUGAAAGCAACAAUAAAAUGUUGUUUAUUAGGCUCUGAAAACAUCAAAACUCUCUGCUGAGCAUUUCCCUGAAGUGUUUAGACUCUGGUGUUGUAAUAUUCCGGCAAAACCAGCAUUGAAAACAGUUUAAAUUCACAAUGAAGUCAGUUCUUUCCACCACAUCAGGUCCAAAUUAGCUGAAUUGACAUUUGAGGGAACAGAAAGUCCAAAAUGGUGGAGCCCAUCAUAGCUUAUUAGCUAUGUUGUUUUUGUUGUUAUCGUUGUUGUAUACUUAUUUACUCAGCUCCACAAAAGAGAAAUGAUUUGUAGACAGUUACGAGACAGGAGACGACGCUACUUUUCCGAAUAAACUGAACUCGUCCCGUUAGCGACCAAGCUAAUGAGACUUAUGAAUGAUACUUAGUGAAUUUGCUUGCUCAUAGAGCCCCCUCUUUUCAGUAACUGUUCAUUGUAGACUUGCAACAACCAAUUAAUUGGUUCAUGAACAUAAAAUUAACUACUAAUAGUACAGACAGAGAAAAUUUAAAGAACCUUAGGGAGCUAGUAUUAGCCGGCUGGCUAGCCUGUUAGUGGUUAGCCAGCUGCGACAUUUUACCAAUUAUUAUAUAAAUAAUUUCCCUGUUUCUCUUUCUGGUAUGAGCAGGCUUUAGCUCAAACUGGAUAAUUUUAUUUUUCCUACAUGGUUGGAAAUGUCAGUGUUUUUGGUUUCACGACCCUGACCUGAAAUACGUCAUAAUGUAAACAACAAAUGGGUGUCAGUUUGAAAAUUCGAUUUUUUUUUCUCUAGUCUUGAGAAAGCGUUUUAAAUUUGCUUCUCUAACAACAGUGCAAUUAAGGGGCUGUUUAAAUAUUAAAAGGUAUUGAUGCACUUUUAAUGUAACUUUCAGACUUCCCUGUUAGCUUGUUCAAAUGCCAGAGACGUGUCUCAUUUGGCGGCUCGGUGGCUUAUCGUUGUUUUCUAAUCUGUCGUCACCUCCCAAUGUACAUUAUCAUGUUUUCUUGAAUGUUGAUGUCACCUUCAAAUGUCUUUGCCAAUGUUGUUUGCCGCAAUAUUUAUUGAAUUAUAUAUUUUCCCUUUAGAAUAAAUGCAAAUGGAAUUAAA
Messenger RNA from Larimichthys crocea (large yellow croaker), 3238 nucleotides. RefSeq names its product Rho family GTPase 3a (gene rnd3a). The transcript has 5 exons. Gene Ontology annotation, biological process: small GTPase-mediated signal transduction. Lineage: Eukaryota; Metazoa; Chordata; Actinopteri; Sciaenidae. The record is from RefSeq and is a predicted model, not a curated record. Gene Ontology annotation, molecular function: GTP binding; GTPase activity. Bases 172 to 903 code for a protein of 243 amino acids.